Molecule: messenger RNA, 482 nt
Organism: Vitrella brassicaformis
Lineage: Eukaryota; Vitrellaceae
Source: the annotation of a GenBank genome assembly
UCAGCGCGCAGGGAUCGGCUCCAAAUGGCGGUGCCGAUAGGGUUGCCACGGUCGCCGGUCGCCGAGCUGCACCACGCAGUAGCGGCAGACCUCGUAGACGGGGGGAUCCCGACGGCGACGGCCCUGCACACGGCCGUCGGGCGGUGGCGUGGCAUCGCCCCGAUGGACAUUCACGAAGUCUUGGAGGGGUCGCGCCUCAAAACAGACGUCGCAUUGCCGAGUAUCCUCAGCCUCGCAGGAAGGUGGCGGCGAUCGGCCGUCACUCAUGCCGCACGCCGGUGAUGAUGGCACACAUGCCCGAGCGAAAGCGAGGGCUUCACCUGUGAGUGAAAGCAAGGGCGUCCGGGGUUCGAAUCUCCCCUCCAAGUGUUAUCCCGAGGCGCCGGCUCAGUAGCAGGAUCCAGGAGAAUGCCCGAGCGGAAAGCAAGGGCGUCCCCUGUGAGUGAAAGCAAGGACGUCCCCUGUGAGUGAAAGCAAGGGGC